AUGUCAAGUGUAGCUCGUUACCUGGUGGGAAAAAGUUGUGUUCUGACACGUUAUGCAGAUGACAGGUUCCUUGAGACAGUUGCUCCAACGAUAGGUGUAGACUACAGACCUGUGUACAGAGAAUUACGAGGACAGUUGACAAAACUCAUGAUAUGGGACACAGCUGGCCAGGAGAAAUUCAAAUCCAUAACUAAAUCAUUUUACCAUGGAGCCCAUGGUGCCCUUGUCGUGUACGACGUGACACAGAAACAAACCCUGUUAGAUCUGAGGAAGUGGAUAGCAGAAAUAAAACACAUAUGCGGCGAUGUACCUCUCGUCAUGGCCGGCAACAAAUGUGACUCCACGUCAAAAGAUCGAGUGCCUGAUGAAGAGAUACUGGCCUUCAUCGAUGAACUGGGUUUCUCAGACAGGCAUUUCCUCGUAAGUGCAAGGACUGGAGAAAAUAUAAGCAAGGCCUUCGAAGCUCUUACGGGUCUACUGAUGGACAAUAUGCAAGUGUUCAGCGUAUCAGAAGAAAAUAGAAUUGCCCUUUGUGCUCGUAAGAAGAGAUCGAGGAAUUGUGCAUGCUAAUCCUUCCGCAAGAUGCCUUGUUUUUAACAAUGGUCAUUAAAGUAUUUUCAAAAGAACCUAUUUCAUCUCGGUAGAAAACACUGAAAAAUGAACUUUCGUGUGAAUCAGUACAUUAAUUUUAAAUCAUUUAAAGUCAUGAAAUAUGUAUACACAUUCUCAAGUGGAGUAUUCUGUGUUGAAACCUCACCUCAAUUAAGAGAACAACAAGAUUCGAAAUUUCUGUAAAUAUGAACAUUAAUUUAAUUUGAAGUUCAAAUUAAAUAGAUGAAAUGUAUUUGUAUUCGAGGCAACCGUAAAAAUAUUUUUCUUCUUUUAAAACAUGACGAUUCUUUUGAUAAUUUCUUGUCAUCUCUACCUUUAUAGAACUCAUAAAAAGUAAUUCAUUUGCAAAGUACAGUAGAACUCCAGUUAUUCGAAUCAAAUGGGACGAACCCUAUUCGGAUAAUUGGAUUUUUUCCGAAGGAAGGAUCUACGUACACUUUUGUUAAUUACUGCAUGUACUGUACGUUGAAAAUAAAAGUAAAAACUAUUUUUAAAGAAAAAAAGGUUUUAAUUAAUUAAAAAAAGUCAACAUGUUUACCUAUGUAUUAGAUAGCUUACUCUAUAGUACUUAAAAGGGCUGAAAAUCAUUGCUUGCUGAACAUCUCGGUCAAAGUAAACUGUUUGACAGACACCGUGCCUGCACUUAAAAUUUCUUAGCCAGGGGUUACAUGCUUUAAAGGAUGAUCAGCCAAGCUUCUGAGCUAAGAUCUUAACUUUUCCACACAGAAUUGAAUCCAAAAUUGGGUUUUCCAUACAACGCUGCUGCAAGAACCACUUGAAAACGCCAUCUAAAUUUUUGUUUGUUGCUGUCUUCAUUGAUUUUCUUGAAGAACUCCCAUCUCCGCUUUCAACCAGUGACACGAAUUUGAAAGUGUAGGUUUUUGCUCCUUUUAAUGUCUGAAAUCGUUGAUUGUCCAACACUACGUUUUAGUCGUAAUUUUUUUCCUUAAAUUCUGAAAGAGAAUCGGAUAGUUGGAGUUUGGAUAAUUGAAGUUCUACUGUAUGUACGGAAUAGCUUACAUUUUACAUUUCUUCAAAAGAACUUUGAAUCCAUCUUGACACAUACAAAUAUCACUCUAUGUAAAGAACUAAGGGAUCUGUUACUGUACUAGAUUCUUGGGGACAGAUUGAGUUGCAAUUUCUAAAUAUAAAUUUGUUGCCAAAUUUGCUGUUUUUCUUAAGGAGUAAACUGAAAAGAUUUCGCGUUACUCAUACAUCAUUUUCCAGACAGUCCCUUGCUGAGAAGACAUUCUGGCAACUGUCUUCUGCACAUAUUUUGCUUAUUGAAAUUUUCUGGAUGUGGCUUCCUGCACUAAUCUAUGCUACCAUCUAUAUUUUCUCUUCGAGGUCUUAACUUCCGUGAAUUUAACUCAAUGAUCUAACUCCAGUGCAAGAUGUGCAAUAGCUAACUUCUGAGAUAGUAAUAAUGACAUGUACAGCUUGUGUUCCUUCAAUCUAUUUCUGACGACUCUGCCGUCUGUCCAAUGUACACUAACCCACAUUCAUGCAAUGCCUUGCAUAUGCUGUGGCCUUCCUUUACAUCCACUUUAUCUUUCACUUGUCUUAAUCUUGAUUUCAUUGUACUGAGUGAACUCAAGUGGUGUUCAGUUGAACAUUCUUUGGCAUUUCAGCUUAUUCGUCUCUAAUGUUUUUGGCAUGCGGUAGAUACUUCUCUACCCUGUGCUAACAAUGUUUCAGAUGAAUUUUCUAAAAUGCUAAAGACAUUUCUACCGAACACCACUUUAUUUCUCUCAGUACAAUGAAAUCAAGAUUGAGACAAGUGAAAAAUAAAGUGGAUGUAAAGGAAGGCCACAGCAUAGGCAAGGCAUUGCAUGAAUGUGUAUUAGUGUACAUUGGACAGACGAGAAGAGUCGUGAGAAAUAGAUCGAAGAAAACAUGAGUUGCGCAUGCCAUUAUUACAAUCUCAGAUGUUAGCUAUUGCACAGCUUGCACUGGAGUUCGAUCAUCGAAUUAAACUCACUUAAGUUAAAACCUCGAAGAGAAAAGAUAAAUGGUAGUCUAGAUUAGUGCAGGAAGCCAGGUAGCGGAUGUUGUAAAUCGAAAAAAGAGGGGGGGUGCAAUGUUAGUAUAUGAAAAAAAGAAUAUUCAAAAAAAUAUUUUUUAAAUUGUCGUAACAAAAAACUAGAAUUGUGGUAAAUUCCAGUAGAACGCUUGCAGUAUUGGAGUGGCAAGAAAAUAAUGUAUACGGUUCAUGUAGAAAAAAUAAUAAUUUAACCACUCAAAAGGCAUGGAUAAAAUUUCUUACCUAAUAUAAAGAACCUCUUUAUUGUAGCCAACAAGUCCGUAUUAAAAUGAGAAUUGCGUUUCAUCGUGUUUUUGUUAUUUAUUUUAUAACCUGAUAUAAAAAAUGUAAAAAUAUAGUUUAUUGAUGGAAUUUGAAGUAAAUGUAAUUACUCAGAAUGGCUAAUAAACGCACUCUGCAACAGUUUAAAA
Molecule: messenger RNA, 3066 nt
Organism: Stegodyphus dumicola
Lineage: Eukaryota; Metazoa; Arthropoda; Arachnida; Araneae; Eresidae
Molecular function (GO): GTPase activity; GTP binding
Source: RefSeq, a predicted model, not a curated record